Choloepus didactylus (southern two-toed sloth) is the source of this 856-nucleotide messenger RNA. RefSeq names its product keratinocyte associated protein 3 (gene KRTCAP3). The coding region runs from base 44 to 766 and encodes 240 amino acids. The record is from RefSeq and is a predicted model, not a curated record. The transcript is spliced from 7 exons. NCBI's taxonomy places the organism in Eukaryota, Metazoa, Chordata, Mammalia, Pilosa, Megalonychidae.
CGGGGCCCAGGUGUGGUUGCCGGCGGCGGCGCCGAGGGACGCGAUGGGCUGCGGCCGCCUCUGCAGAUUCGACGCGCCCCGCGGGCCCCGGCGGCUGAUGCGCACGGGCCUGGCGCUCAUCCUGGUGGGCCACGUGAACCUGCUGCUGGGGGCUGUGCUGCACGGCACCGUCCUGCGGCACGUGGCCAACCCCCGCGGCGCCGUCACGCCAGAGUACACCACAGCCAAUGUCAUCUCCGUGGGCUCGGGGCUGCUGAGCGUUGCCGUGGGACUUGUGGCCCUUCUGGCGUCCAGGAAUCUUCUUCGCCCACGACUGCACUGGGCCCUGCUGGCACUCGCAGGGGUGAACUUGCUCUUGUCAGCUGCCUGCUCCUUGGGCCUCCUCCUUGCCGUGACCCUGACCGUGGCUAAUGGUGGCCGCCGUCUCAUUGCUGACUGCCACCCGGGACUGCUGGAUCCUUUGGUACCGCUGGACCAGGGGCCUGGACAUGUUGACUGCCCUUUUGACCCCACAAGAAUUUAUGAUACAGCCUUGGCUCUUUGGAUCCCUUCUUUGGUCAUGUCUGCAGUGGAGGCAGCUCUGUCUGGUUACUGCUGUGUGGCUGCACUCACUCUAUGUGGAGUCGGGCCCUGCAGGAAGGAAGGGCUACAGGGACAGCUGGAGGAACUGACAGAGUUUGAACUGCCUAGAUGUAAAAGGCAGGAAAAUGAGCACCUGCUGGAUCAAAUUCCAGAAACCCAGGCCUCACAGAAGAGUUGGGCUUAGGACAGGUGCUGUUCCAGAGUCUCAGUUCAUAAGCGUUUUCCUUUAAACAAGGGGAAUAUAAACAGUUGUAAUAAAGGAACUUCUCUCUCC